Molecule: messenger RNA, 343 nt
Organism: Racocetra fulgida
Lineage: Eukaryota; Fungi; Glomeromycota; Glomeromycetes; Diversisporales; Gigasporaceae
Source: the annotation of a GenBank genome assembly
ACACUCGACGAAAGUACUCUAAUGCUGAAUGUUCAAAAUCAAUAAUAAUAGGCAACCAACAAACUAAGUCAAUUAUCAUAAUAACGCAAAUUAUCACACAACAUACUAACCAAAACUCAUCUGACUCCCUAACAUACAACGAUACCCUAGGCGAAACCUUAUUGACAAACUACGACAUUAGCACGACCACCAAAAUCACAAUAACUCGUCCUCCAAAAACUGCUAGAACAUCAACCCACAUUAUAACAAGUAAAACGUUUGGAAAUCCAAUGACUUCUACAGCCCAUCACCCAACAAUGCUAUUCACUAUUCCCGAAUUUAACAAAAUGCCAACAGAGCAUAA